AUGUCUCCUCAGAUAUUCCGUCAUGCUAGCCACAACAUCAAGCUAUCGGUAGCACCUAAACGUUCCUACGCAAAGGUCGUCAAUGCACCCGCUGCACAAAAGCUCAAGGUCAACGCGGACCGGCUUUGCCGGCGGUCUGUCGAGACUCAGUGGCACCACUUGGGACAAGAUGGCCGGGAUUGGUUCAAGGACCAAGUUCAGUCUCUUGGUGCAAAGACGUACACCGUCAAUAAAACUGGCUCGCAGUUUGCUACCUUCGACGGCGAAAACAGCGGCCUCCCUCCAAUUGCAAUGGGCUCCUACCUCGAUUCAGUCGCCACUGGCGGCAAGUUUGACGGGCCUUUGGGAGUUAUCGGUGCGCUAGAGGCCUUCAAGAGUAUGAAAGAGCAUGGCAUCAAAACGUAUGCCCCCAUUGCAUUGAUUAAUUGGACCAAUGAAGAGGGAGCUCGGUUCUUUCCCCCACUUGGGUCGUCAGUUGUCUAUGCUGGCGAGAAGGACGUCUCUGCAGCCUUCCAGAGCAAAGCCAACGACGGCAGCGGAGAGACGACGGGAGCCGCCCUCGAAUCCAUUGGAUAUGUUGGCGACGGCCCAAACACCUUUCAAGAGUGGCCUAUCUCCGCUCACUUCGAAAUCCAUGUCGAGCAACAGAGAAGGCUCGAAGAGGCGGGUAAGUCAGUCGGCUGGGUAGAGGGUUGGCAAGGCAUCGACUAUUAUGAGAUGACAUUCACCGGCGUCGAUGGCCACGCCAACACAUACGAUAUGCGCGGAAGGCGUGACAGCCUCAUCGGCGCCUCAAAUGUCAUGCUCGACUUGCAACACCUUGCUCUCGCCCACGGCGGCAUCACGACUGUGACAAAUAUCCAAUCCGGACCGAUCGGUGCAUGCAACAUCCAGUCCUGGACGAAAGUGGUCUUUUGCGUCGCAAAUGUGUCGAACGAAAGACUAGCAGCCAUGGGCCAGGAGAUCCUCGCUCGUGCAGAAGCUGAAGCCAAGCAGUCAGGCUUGGGUUACUCAGUUGAAAACGUCAUCGAUUUCCCGGCAGGCAAGUUCUGGCCGGAAGCUGUGGAUUGCGUUCGCAGGGCUUGUGGAGAUCGUGGCAUCGGAGCUGAUACGUGGACGGUGCAUGAUAGUUCCAUGACAACUCGCCUGUGUCCGACCGCGAUGGUCUUUGCGAGGGCGAAGGAUGGUGUCAGUCACAACCCAAAAGAGUGGACCAGCAAGGAGGAUUGUGCUGAGAGUGCUCUCGUCUUGGGUAGAGCAGUCCUGAACUACGAUCAACUCUUGCGCGAGAAGAGUGCUUGA
Molecule: messenger RNA, 1302 nt
Organism: Zasmidium cellare ATCC 36951
Lineage: Eukaryota; Fungi; Ascomycota; Dothideomycetes; Mycosphaerellales; Mycosphaerellaceae
Exons: 5
Coding region: 1-1302 (433 amino acids)
Molecular function (GO): hydrolase activity, acting on carbon-nitrogen (but not peptide) bonds, in linear amidines
Source: RefSeq, a predicted model, not a curated record